AUGAUGGCAAAGAGACAAGGUUGUCAUCAAUCAUCAAGCAAAGAGAAAAAAUGGGUUUCAACUUAUGGCUUGUUCUCCCUCUCCUUCCUCUUAUUCUUUGCCACAGCCAAUUUCUCAGCCAACUGGGUUGACCUAUCAAGAAUAACAAGCACUACUCUUAUAAAGACAAUUGUCAUAUUCAAUAAGCAACAACUCCAGUUCCCACUUAACUGCACUGACAGAAACACAGCAGCAACAUGUUCAUCGUACUACCCCACAACAUUUGAGUCUGAUGGUGAUUCAUCAAAAUGUCCAGAUUACUUUAGAUGGAUCCGUGAAGAUCUAAAACCAUGGGAGAGCACAGGAAUCACAAGGGACAUGGUUGAAAGAGGUAGAAACGUUUCACAUUUUAGGCUUGUAAUUGUAAAUGGAAAAGUUUACGUAGAAAAUAUUGGCAAAGUGUAUCAGACAAGGGAUGUGUUCACAAUAUGGGGAGUUUUGCAACUUCUAAGGUUGUACCCUGGAAAGAUACCAGAUUUGGAUCUGAUGUUUCAGUGUGGAGACAAGACUGUUAUAUUGAAAAGAGAUUUCCAAGGACCACAAGCCAUGUCACCUCCACCUGUGUUCCAUUACUGUGGAGAUGAAAACUCACAUGACAUUGUCUUCCCUGAUUGGUCUUUCUGGGGUUGGCCUGAGAUCAACAUAGGACCAUGGGAAUCAACACUACAUAAUAUACUAGAAGGUAACAAGAAGACCAAUUGGACAGAUAGGACACCCUAUGCUUUUUGGAAGGGCAACCCAGCAGUGGCUAGAAUUAGGGGAGAACUCAUGAAGUGCAACCCCACAAAAGAACAUGAUUGGAAUGCAAGAUUAGAGAGCAUACAAUGGGACAGGGAGAAAGUAAGUAAUUACGAGAACUCAAAACUGGAAAAUCAAUGUACCUAUAGAUAUAAGAUCUACAUUGAAGGAGCUGCAUGGUCUGUGAGUCAAAAGUACAUAAUACUGUGUGACUCAAUGACCUUAUUAAUAGAGCCAACGUAUUAUGACUUCUUUACAAGAAACAUGUUACCUCUGCGACACUAUUGGCCUAUCAGUCCCAAAAAUAUGUGUGAAGACAUUAAACAUGCUGUGGACUGGGGAAAUUCUCACCUUGACGAUGCACAGGUGAUUGGCAAUAGAGGAACUGAGUACAUAAUAGAGAAUUUAAAGAUGGAGCAUGUGUAUGAUUACAUGUUUCAUGUGUUAAACGAGUAUGCAAAACUCUUGAAAUACAAACCAACCAUACCAGAAGGAGCAAGAGAGGUUUGUUCUGAAAGUAUGGCAUGUUCUGUACAAGGUUUACAAAGAAGUUUUAUGGUUGAGUCCAUGGUGAACUCACCAAGUGAUACACCUCCAUGUGCAGUACCUUCUCCUUAUACACCCGAAACUCUCAGAGAACUUCUAAAAGAAAAGGAAACUCUAAUCGAACAAGUGAAGACAAAGGGAAUCAGUACAAAGCAAUAG
Messenger RNA from Sphenostylis stenocarpa, 1482 nucleotides. Lineage: Eukaryota; Viridiplantae; Streptophyta; Magnoliopsida; Fabales; Fabaceae. The record is from the annotation of a GenBank genome assembly.